Molecule: messenger RNA, 2260 nt
Organism: Paralichthys olivaceus (Japanese flounder)
Lineage: Eukaryota; Metazoa; Chordata; Actinopteri; Pleuronectiformes; Paralichthyidae
Source: RefSeq, a predicted model, not a curated record
UCUUCUCGUGAACCUUGUGAAGGUUGGAGAGCUGGAGGACUUCAGCACUCAGCCGCAGCCGCUGCACACAGAGUCCAUCACUCUGAAGACGUCGUCCAGCUCGUCUGGGAAGAAAGACCCGGGUGGGGACAUUUUGUUCGCCAUCCUUUAUCUCCGAAGGUCGUCCAUGAAUCAAAUGAGCUCGAACAAGGAGGCGUUUGAAGCCUCAAAGAAAAAGGACUCCUCGUUUUUCCGGGUGCACCAGGUCCUCCCCGUGUCCACGUUCAAGGUGAGAGAACCGGGCGACCUCAUCCUCUCGCUGCCUUUCCUCCAGUUCCUUCAGGCUCUUCCUCUCCAGUACAACUACGCCCUCUACAGGGACAUCUUCCAGCGCUUCGGGACACAUUACUACAGCUCGGGGACACUGGGAGGCCACUACGACCUGCUGUACCAGUACAGCAGGGAGGAGCUCACCAGUUCAGGUGAAACAGAAGAGCACAUCACAGGCUGCCUGAGCCGAGAGACCAGCUGGACGGUCAUCUUGUACACGGAACACAGCAGCGUGCGCCGCUGCUCUGACAACAGGAUGACUGAGAAAUACAAAGGCUCGUACAUCCAGGCGGCGGAGAAGUCUUUCUCCAUGGUGAAGGGAGGACGAGUCAGGGAGGCAGCAGCUCUGGCCUGGGAGCGGCAGGGCCCCGCUCCGGACCGGACCUCCUACAAGAACUGGGCCAAGUCUGUCCUCGACAACCCUGCUGUGGUCGACUACAAGCUGCUGCCCAUCAUAGAUCUGGUCCGAGGGAUCCCCUGCGCUGUGACGAAGAGGAGACACUUGAGGAAGGCCCUCCUGCAGUACCUGGAGGAGUUCGAUACCUGCAAGUGUGCGCCGUGUCCGAACAACGCCAGGCCCGUCCUGUCCGGCACGGAGUGCAAGUGUGUUUGCCAGACCGGCACCUUCGGCACCAACUGUGAGAGACGGGCUCCCGACUACACUUCAGAGAAGGUGGACGGUUACUGGAGCUGCUGGGGGUCGUGGAGUCGCUGCUCGGCCUCCAUGAAGAGACACCGGGUGAGGAGGUGUGAUAACCCCGCCCCGCUCAGAGGAGGUCAAGCCUGCAGCGGCCCCGCCAGGCAGGAGGAGCCGUGUCACAUCUCCAUCUUUGAAUCACAGGAGACGUGUGAUAAUGAUGACGACUUCACCGUGGGCUGGAGAGACGAGCUGCCCCCUGGUGUUCAGGGCUGUUUGAGGCCACAGAGGCCCGACAGCAGCUUCCUCAGGAAAGCGAAGCAGUACUACGACUUCGGUGAGGAUGAGGAGUUCGAGUGCUUCAGUGGGUUUGAGCUGGAGGGUUUUCAGUUCAUCAACUGUCUCCCUGAUGGAACCUGGAGUCCGCCGCAAGGAAAAUGCACAAGGAAACUCUGUCUUCCUCCUGAGAUCCCCGAUGGGAUGACGCUGUUCCCAAACAAAGACCAGUACAGAGUGGGGGAGUCGGUGGGUUUGAACUGCAACGAGGUGAACAUGCUGCCGCAGCCGAAAGGUUUCUACAAGUGCAGCGACGGCCUCACCUGGGAGCCUCCGCUACCUGCCGAGCUGCGCUGCACCGACGAGCAACCGUUUGUCCCGGACGGUCAAUGUGGACCAGGACAGAAGCUGCAGGACUCUCAAUGUGUCUGCGUCGAGCGGGAGAGCUGCCCAUCACAAACGGCAAAUCUCUGCGUCCUGAAUGUGGACAUCGGCGUCACCGUGUCGAUGUCCCUCUGCUCCUUCCAAGCCGGCCGUUGCCAUGGUGACCCGCUCUUCUACGUCAGCGACGGCGAGUGUGACGCGUCUGACCCGAGGAAACUGGACUGGGCCAAGUUCAGAGCCAAGAUGUCGUCCAAGAGCUCGGUUCAUGAGCCGUGUGACCUCAACACCUGCUACGAGUGGGAGACUUGUUCUGCAUUUAAGAAGUGUGAGUGUCGAGCCGCUCGCGACUGUGGCAGAUCUGAGAAGCACACGUUCUGCGUGAAGCUGACCAGGAGCCAGAGGACUCGGGAUUUGGACCUUUGCUCCAUGGCCGCUCUGAAAUGUGCCAGCUACGAGUUUGAGAUUCUCAGUGAGGGAGCGUGUGAGUCCAGAUGAUUCCAUGAUUCUGGAGGGGCUGGAACCGUCGGGCCUGUCGGUGCGAUGACGGGGGUUUGACAAAAGCGUCUCAAAUCCUCUUUGACCACAGGAGGAGAUCAUUUUCACUGUUAAACGUUUUUCACUUGUAAUGAAAAUUAAUAAAAUCAGAACAUUUUC